This is a messenger RNA of Cetraspora pellucida, 603 nucleotides long. The record is from the annotation of a GenBank genome assembly. NCBI's taxonomy places the organism in Eukaryota, Fungi, Glomeromycota, Glomeromycetes, Diversisporales, Gigasporaceae.
AUGAAAAAGCCAAGAAGAAGUACUAGAAAAGAAAAAAAGGCAUUAGUAAUGUAUUUUACAAGCAAGAAAACCAAACAACAAAGUAAAUAUACCCACCCAAAACUGAAAAACCAAUUUCAAAUGAAAAAGCUAAGAAGAAGUAUCAGGAAAGAAGAAAAGAAGAAGUAUCAGGAAAGAAGAAAAGGUAUUAGUAACAUAUUUCACAAGCAAGAAAACCAAACAAAGUUAAUAUACCCACCCAAAACUGAAAGUCCAAUUCCAAGAGACCAAGAGAGAAAUACUGAAAAAGAAGAAUACCAAUUCCAAAUGAAGAAGCCAAGAAGAAGUAUCAAAAAAGAAGAAAAGACUAAUUCAAGAGACCAAGAGAGAAACACUAGGAAAGAAGAAUGUAUACCAAUUCCAAAUAAAGAAGCUAAGAAGAAAUACCAGGAAAGAAGAAAAGACAUUAGUAACAUAUUUCACAAGCAAAAAAACCAAACAAAGUUAAUAUAUCUACCCAAAAAUGAAAGUUCAAUUCCAAAAGACCAAGAAAGGAACACUGAGAAAGAAGAAUAUGCAUUAGUAAAUGUAUUUUCAAGCAAGAAAACCAAACAACAAAGUUAA